AUGGUCCCGACUCCCUUCUCACUCUUGUUUGUGCCUCUGGUCGUGCUGAUGCACGUGUGCCUUUGCCUUGGUGACCUCAACCCUCGUCAAUCAUGUGGCUCGGGAUAUGAUCUCUGCUCACCUGACGGAGCUUCCACCAGGGACGUGCCUGAGAUUGGUCCUGGAAUGGCCAGGCUGUACCUCUGUCUCAUCCAAACAGUCGAUCCUCAGCCUGCACCAGUCCAUAUCGUCUCAUCUGACGAGCACACAGCCCCAGCUCAUCGAGCAAGGGACCCUCCGGGGAGUCUCUGCUGUGCCGCGACCACUCAGUGCCUUCUUGUCCUCAGCUAUAACGUUCCGGUGUGCUGGGACAAGUUCACCACGAAUUAUUAUCUUCCCGAUGGCUCUUAUGGUUCAAUUACCUCUGGUAAUUAUACCACUCCCAACGGCGACUAUGCAAACCUGAUCACGGGAACCUACCGGUUGGCGAAUGGACAAACAGGAAAUAUCUAUCAGGGGGACACGCUCGAAGAACCCAACACCUCAACGUUGUUGAUGCCAACUCCAUGGACUAGUAAAGGAGUGGGUUCCGCGAUACCAGCCAGCGACUUAGGAGCCCAGUUAACCUCCAAUUCCUCGAGCAUGCCCCGGUUGCCCACUCUCACAACCGGCUCAGUGCUCAGUGCCAGCAGUGACUCGGCUACAAUGAUACCUCUCUCUGGAAGCAACAUGACUACAAGUAGCGCACCGACGGCAUCGAUCCCCACCAAACCACCACAACCCAGCAUUACGCCUCCGAUCACGAACACUGCCACAAGACAAUCUCUUCGUGGCAUGGACCAAUUGUGGACGAUGAUAAUGACCUUUAUGGCCGUCACACUCCUGGUGUCACACUGA
Fonsecaea erecta is the source of this 876-nucleotide messenger RNA. RefSeq lists its product as hypothetical. The transcript has 3 exons. Lineage: Eukaryota; Fungi; Ascomycota; Eurotiomycetes; Chaetothyriales; Herpotrichiellaceae. Bases 1 to 876 code for a protein of 291 amino acids. The record is from RefSeq and is a predicted model, not a curated record.